This is a messenger RNA of Lachancea fermentati, 984 nucleotides long. The record is from the annotation of a GenBank genome assembly. Lineage: Eukaryota; Fungi; Ascomycota; Saccharomycetes; Saccharomycetales; Saccharomycetaceae.
AUGGAAAAUUCGAUAAAUUUGAUAACGAGAAAUCUGAGCAGAAGAUGGUAUUCGCCACUUCCUAGAAGUAUUAGAAAAAGACCACUAAAGCAUAAGCCGGCUGUUCUCUCAAGCUCGGAUUCUAAUACCAGCUCCAAUUCUAUCAUUCAACCAUACCACCCAAUUGCCACCACGAUCUUGAAUGAGCCGACUAUUGUUGUCGAAAGACAAAUUGAGAUGAUGAACGUAUUUUUGGGUUAUGAGCAAGCUAAUAAGUAUGCGAUCAUGGAUGUCAUGGGAAACAGGAUCGGCUACAUGCAAGAAAGAGAUUUCUCUUUAACAAAAAUGAUAAUGAGGCAGUUUUACAGGCUCCACCGUCCAUUUUUAGUUGAUGUGUUCGACAAUUGGGGAAAUGUUAUCCUAACAAUCAAGCGACCUUUUUCAUGGAUAAACUCACAUAUAAAAGCCAUUUUACCAGAGCAGACUGCGAUAUCGUCUGCACAGACUAGCGACCCCUAUGUGGUCAAAUCGCCUCCCUUCGGCUCCGUUCCAGAACCUCAAUCUACAUCAACUUUUGGUGAGGGUGGAACCCUUGUCGGUGAGAGCAUACAAAAUUGGCACUUGUGGCGACGUCGUUAUGAAUUAUUUCAGCGAGACUCACAAGAUGCGAAUACUUUUGCCCAAUUUGCGCAGAUAGACGCUCCAUUUCUCAGCUUUGAAUUCCCUUUAGUAGAUCAGGCAGGAAAAAUAAUGGGAAGUGUCGACAGAAAUUGGGUUGGACUGGGAAGAGAACUUUUUACCGACACUGGUGUCUAUGUCAUCAGGAUGGACACUUCACAAAGUUAUGAGGGUGUUUAUCCACCUGAAGUAUUGAGUAGCGAGAUACUAUCGCUAGAUCAACGGGCUGUGUUGUUAGCUAAUGCAGUUUCUAUCGAUUUCGACUAUUUCUCAAGGCAUUCGGGACAUGGUGGUGGACUCGUGAGUUUCGGUGACUAUGGAGAAUGA